AAACUCUAAUUACAAAAUCGAUUACCCGUAUCCCGAAUUUACAAAGCAGGUAAAAAAUCAAGACCACCACCACCGACCCUGUCCAGAUAAAUAUCUUCUGUUCUCGGCGCAAAUAUAUACAUACAUCUCAAACGCCCACAUCCCAUCCGAUUAAUUAUAUUUAUGCAUAGAAAGAUCGUCGAAAGAUUGUUGUUUUUGGUUGGGGAUCGGUUUUGCAUACGCAUGAACUGUUUGAUCAACCUUUGUAUUUCCUUUAAUAUCAACACAAAACAGUUCACCAACAAUAAUAAUAAUAGUAAAUUGUUGUUGUUGUUAUUGUUGUUAAGUGAUUUUAAACCCUUCUUUAAUCUCUCUUCAAUCUUGCUUUCAUCAUGGCUUCAAGAGGUGACAAGACUAAUCGUCAAUUGAAUCGAGCUAUAUGCUCUGCGAACACCGAAGGCAGGAGUGCAGCCUCACCAUCUGUCAUAAUCAUAGGCGGUGGAAUGGCAGGCAUUGCAGCUGCCCGAAUUCUCCAGGAUGCUUCGUUUCAGGUUACACUUUUGGAAUCGCGGGACAGAAUUGGUGGUCGAGUUUGCACCGACUACUCAUUUGGAUUUCCUGUUGACGUGGGCGCCUCGUGGUUGCAUGGGGUGUGUGAGGAGAAUCCCUUGGCACCUGUUAUCGGAAGAUUAGGACUACCUCUAUACCGUACAAGUGGAGAUAACUCAGUAUUGUAUGACCAUGAUCUGGAGAGCUAUGCUCUUUUUGACAUGGAUGGCAACAAGGUCCCUCAAGAUUUAGUCACAAAGGUUGGCGAAGCUUUUGAGAGCAUUUUAGAAGAGGCAAAUCAAGUACGAGCAGAAAACAGUGAGGACAUGUCUGUAUCCUGUGCAAUAUCAAUUGUGUUCAAAAGGCGUCCUGACUUAAGGCUUGAUGGACUGCCUCAUAAGGUGUUGCAGUGGUACCUAUGCAGAAUGGAAGGUUGGUUCGCUGCAGAUGCUGAUACCAUCUCUCUCAAGGGUUGGGAUGAGGAAGAGCUGCUUCCAGGUGGGCAUGGGCUAAUGGUCCGUGGUUAUUUUCCCGUUAUAAAUACACUUGCUAAAGGCCUUGAUAUACGCUUGGGUCACAGGGUGAGAAACAUAGUUAGACGAUACAAUGGUGUGAAGGUAACUGUUGAGGAUGGUAGAACAUUCAUUGCUGAUGCUGCCAUUGUUGCAGUCCCUCUUGGUGUUUUAAAAUCAAAUUGCAUCAAGUUUGAGCCGAGACUGCCAGAGUGGAAGGAAACAGCCAUUGCGGACCUUGGGGUAGGAGUUGAGAACAAGAUAAUAUUGCAUUUCAAAGAGGUGUUUUGGCCAAAUGUCGAGUUUCUGGGAGUGGUUGCAGAGACAUCUUAUGAAUGCAGCUACUUCUUGAAUCUUCACAAGGCUACUGGUCAUGCAGUUCUUGUGUAUAUGCCUGCUGGACAGCUGGCCCGUGACAUUGAGAAAUUGUCAGAUGAGGCUGCAGCUAAUUUCGCUUUCACUCAACUUAAAAAGAUCCUACCAGAUGCAUCUGGUCCGAUUCAGUAUCUUGUUUCGCAUUGGGGCACAGAUGUGAACUCACUUGGAUCCUAUAGCUAUGAUGUAGUAGGAAAAUCCCAUGAUCUAUACGAGAGGUUAAGGAUCCCUGUAGAUAACUUAUUCUUUGCUGGGGAAGCUACUAGCAUGGCCUACCCUGGCUCAGUACAUGGUGCAUAUGCAACUGGAGUAUUGGCUGCUGAGGACUGCCGAAUGCGUGUAUUGGAGAGGUACGGAGAGGUGGAUCUUUUCCAGCCAGUCAUGGGAGAGGACACCCCAGUGUCUGUUCCAUUAUUGAUUUCCCGGAUCUAGUUUUAAGGGUGUAGAUGCCUAAGUUAUAUAGGUAAAUACAUGUCCUUGUCUUCCAAUGUGCCUUAUUCUCAGUUGCAUUGGUUGACAAUUGUAUUCUAGCUAAAGUGACUCUGGUAAGCCUUAAGUUAUCGAAACGCAUGUAGCGUUCGUGAACUUGCUAUCUGUAUUUGUAAAGAAAUUAUGUAUGUAUGAUUAGAGACAGAAUAGACAUCAGUCAAAUGACUCUGUUGUGUAACAAUGUAUUCAUAAUUGUGUUAAUAAAAAUGUACAAUGCAAGCUGCAGGCAGCUUAUAAAAAUGUAUUUUUAAUUUGAGACA
Messenger RNA from Daucus carota subsp. sativus, 2164 nucleotides. RefSeq names its product polyamine oxidase 2. Gene Ontology annotation, cellular component: peroxisome. Bases 372 to 1847 code for a protein of 491 amino acids. NCBI's taxonomy places the organism in Eukaryota, Viridiplantae, Streptophyta, Magnoliopsida, Apiales, Apiaceae. The record is from RefSeq and is a predicted model, not a curated record. Gene Ontology annotation, biological process: polyamine catabolic process. Gene Ontology annotation, molecular function: polyamine oxidase activity. The transcript has 10 exons.